Molecule: messenger RNA, 304 nt
Organism: Klebsormidium nitens
Lineage: Eukaryota; Viridiplantae; Streptophyta; Klebsormidiophyceae; Klebsormidiales; Klebsormidiaceae
Source: the annotation of a GenBank genome assembly
AUGCCUAGCCUCUACGAGAGCCCGCUCUACAGAGCCACCGCCGCGGAGUUCGUGGGCAGCGGCCUCUUCCUCUUCACCGUCAUCACCACCGCCGUCAACUAUCCGGCCGCGCAGGCUUUAGGCGGCGCGAACCUGCUAGCUCCGAUCGGAGUGGCCACCGUGUUCGGCGUCACCAUCAGCACCCUCGCAUACACGUUCGGAGACGUGAGCGGAGCGCACUUGAAUCCGGCGGUGACCCUGGGCUUCCUCGUCCGAAAGAGCAUCGAGCCGACCCGAGCAGCUCUGUACGUCACCGCUCAGCUUC